CAGUGUGGACCUUACUGAAACUCUCGCAAUGAAUCGGUCCAGAUUAUUUGCUACUUUUAUAAGCUUGCUAAUAUGGUCUACCCAAGUUCAACAAUUUUUUGUCAGCGGAACUCGACAACAAGGCAAAACUCAACAUUGGCUGCACUCUUUCAGAGCAGAACUAAUACCGGGCGACUUUUACAAAGCCCUUGAAAAGUCCGAUGGCAGUAAACGCACUCUGCAACAUACAUUACAACAUUUCUUGGAAAGAUUACACAAAAAUCUGACAAUGUCGACGGUGUUAAGUGACUCCGAAAAUAACACCACAAGUGCAGAUAUCUAUAUUUUUAGAAUGCAAGAAUUAUCGACAUUUUUUUAUAAAGCUUCUCAUACUUUUGAACAAUUUUCCACGGAUACUGAACAUUUCUUUGAAAUAUCAAAAAAUUCAAGUCAUACACUAUUAUUAAGACUACGGCAAGUUCCAACAGCCCAACCUACACGUGUUAAAGUUUUUCUUACAAACUAUUUUUCAGAAAUGGAAUUCUUUCAUACGAUAUUUUCCGAAAUAAUCGACGAAGCUUUGGAAUAUUGCAUAGAAACUUUAAAAGCGAUUAAAAAAAUAUUUUUUUACUACGCAGAUACUCAAAGCUUUUUUUUAGAAAAUUGGAAAUUAAAGCUGAAUUUGGAAUGCUGCUCGCUCUAUGUUGACUUUUUACAACAGCAUUCUGCCCAGAUUUUUAAAUGUUCUGCUGGGGAUAAUCUUAACAUGGUUUAUGAUGUUUACUCUGUGACAAAGCUUAACGUCAAGUAUAUUAUGGUACAGCUGGAGUUUCGCAUUCAACGACUUUAUAAUUGUUUUUUUAAUACAAAUUUUUCCAUUCGAUGUAAAUUUUUGAAAAGCGCGGAGGGAGAUUUUAAACAUUUACUGAAUAAACUCGCCGAUUUAGAAAUGUAUCUGGAUGUAAAAACUAAAAAAAACAAUUUUUCGGCACUACGCUUACAACGAAAAGCAACAUGGUACAAAAAUACUUUAAAAUCGGCAUCGACCCUUGAUGAUUGUCUCCCAAAUGGCUUUCCGCAUAGUCAAAUGUCAAUGGACCUAAAAAAAUGCUUUAAUUUUUUUUAAUUAAUUAUAUGUAAUACAGUCUAACUAUAAUAAUAAAAACCACGUAUACAUUCUUUGUUUUACACAUAAAAGAGAAUCUUUGGUCGAACGACGUUAUUAUACCCGUUACUCGUACACACAAAAAAAAACUUGGUAAAAUCAAC
Messenger RNA from Drosophila takahashii, 1248 nucleotides. RefSeq lists its product as uncharacterized. NCBI's taxonomy places the organism in Eukaryota, Metazoa, Arthropoda, Insecta, Diptera, Drosophilidae. The record is from RefSeq and is a predicted model, not a curated record.